Messenger RNA from Pyrenophora tritici-repentis Pt-1C-BFP, 1473 nucleotides. Lineage: Eukaryota; Fungi; Ascomycota; Dothideomycetes; Pleosporales; Pleosporaceae. The record is from RefSeq and is a predicted model, not a curated record.
AUGGUGUCUGAGACGAAAGACGCACCUGCUGCUGCAUCGAGCACGUCGGGCUCCGAUAUCGAGGUCUUGACAGGCGUUGUUAAUGAGAAAAAGUUGAUGAGGAAGUUGGAUUUGAGAUUGCUGCCUGCGGUUUCCAUCUUGUAUCUUCUUAGUUUUUUGGAUCGUAGUAAUGUCGCCAACGCGCGCAUUGAAGGUCUUACUAAAGAUCUCAAAAUGACUGGGAAUCAGUAUCUCACUGGUCUGACACUGUACUUUAUCGGUUACGUUCUCUUUGAACUCCCGUGCAAUAUCAUUCUCAAGCGAACGACGCCGAAGUUUUGGUUGCCGACGCUUACGUUGGCUUGGGGAGUGGUUGCGACGUUGAUGGGUGUGACGCAGAACCGGGAGGGCUUCUUUGCUGUGAGAUUCUUUCUCGGUGUUACAGAGUCUGGGUUGUUUCCUGGUGUGGUGUAUUAUUUGAGCAUGUGGUAUAAGCGAAACGAGCGCCAAUAUCGCAUUUCGCUGUUUUUCAGUUGUGCUUCGCUGGCUGGCGCGUUCGGUGGUAUCUUAGCGUAUGGCAUCGCACAUAUGCGCAACGUCGGAGGAUACGCUGGAUGGCGAUGGAUUUUCAUCCUCGAAGGUCUAUUCACAAUCCUGGUCGCAAUCAUCGCGUACUGGUUCAUCUCAAAUUACCCCGACACUGUCAGUUGGCUCAGCAAAGACGAGCGAGCCUUCAUCCAAGCGCGUCUCAAAGCCGACAGUGACGCAACAAACGAAGAAGCGUUCUUAUGGUCUGAAGUUCUCAUCGCGGCCAAAGACGUCAAAGUCUGGCUUUACGCGUUCGCUUUCCAUACCAUGAGUCUGCCACUCUACACACUAUCUCUAUUUUUACCAACAAUCAUUCGCGACAUGGGCUACACAUCCGCCCAAUCCCAACUCCUCACCAUCCCACCCUACGCUGUCGCAACACUCUUCACCAUCUUCUGGGCCAUACUAUCCGAACGCUACGCCCGUCGCGCGCUCUUCAUCUUGGCCACCACGACCGUCGCCAUCAUCGGCUACAUCAUCCUACUCGCCAACACAGAUCCCAAAGCGCGCCCAGGAAUCUCCUACCUCGGAACUUUUUUUGCGGCAGUCGGUAUUUACCCCUCCGUUGCAUUGGUUCUCUGCUGGCCCGCCAUCAAUGUCAGCGGGCAGACGAAGCGAGCGACAGCGAAUGCCAUGCAGAUUAGUAUAGGUAAUCUGGGUGCUGUACUGGGUACUCAGUUGUAUCGCGCGAAUUCAGGGCCGCGGUAUGUGUUGGGGCAUAGCUUUGCACUGGGGUAUUGCUGUUUGAACUUGGUGGUUGUGGGGGCGUUGUUGGUGUUGCUGAAGAAGGAGAACAGAGAGAAAGACAAGGUGCUAUUGGAGAGGCCGGAGACAGGUGGGUUUCACGAUAGUGUUGAGGAUUUGAAGAUGGGGGAUCGGCAUCCUAGGUGGAGGUUUCAGGUUUGA